AGGGGGCAACCGGAGCCUGGCCUGCCGGGUCCUCUUUCCUCAUCCCCAGCCGGAGCUGCUGACAGCUGCUUGGGACACUGCCGCCACAGCCUGGCCAGCCCCACAGCCUCUCCGCAGUCUCUCGGUGACUCCUGAGCCACAGUCCCUCAUGGCCCAGAAGGAGGAGGCCACGGAGCCCGCGGCGGCGGCGGCUGCUCCCGCCUCCCAGAAUGGGGAGGAGGACCUGGAUGACUUGGCCAACCCUGAGAAACUGAAGGAGCUCAUCGAGCUGCCGCCCUUCGAGAUCGUCAAGGGGGAGCGGCUGCCUGUCAACUUCUUUAAGUUUCAGUUCCGGAAUGUGGAGUACAGCUCUGGGCGGAACAAGACCUUCCUCUGUUAUGUGGUGGAGGUGCAGAGCAAGGGAGGCCAGGUGCAGGCCUCGCGGGGCUACCUGGAGGACGAGCACGCUGCUGCCCACGCGGAGGAAGCCUUCUUCAACACCAUCCUGCCGGCCUUCGACCCAGCCCUGCAGUACAACGUCACCUGGUACGUGUCCUCCAGCCCCUGCGCAGCUUGCGCCGACCGCAUCAUCAAAACCCUCAGCAAAAGCAAGAACCUGCGCCUGCUCAUUCUGGUGGGGCGACUCUUCAUGUGGGAGGAGCCGGAGAUCCAGGCAGCACUGAGGAAGCUCAAGGAGGCUGGCUGCAGACUCCGCAUCAUGAAGCCCCAGGACUUCGAGUACGUCUGGCAGAAUUUUGUGGAGCAAGAAGAGGGGGAAUCCAAGGCCUUUCAGCCCUGGGAGGAUCUUCAGGAGAACUUCUUAUACUACGAAGAGAAGUUGGCAGACAUCCUGAAGUAGACAUCCGGCCUUGUCCUCCUGUGAGUUCUCCCGGGUCCAUGGCGCUGUGCUGGCUGCUAACUUGGGCAGAGGGCGUGAGGUUGGGUGGAAUGAGUGGUGUGACGCUGAUUUGCCUUUGGAUGGAUUACAUUUCUCUGCUUCUGGUUGACUGCAAAAACAUGUUAGAACAGUGCUUCGUUUUUGUCUUUCUUUUGAAUCCCUCUCCCUAAAUCCCCUUUUAUCUCUCCUAUUACCUUUUCAUUACAAACCUAACUUUCCCAUAACUUGGGAAACCCAAGGGUGAUGGAGACCCUAAAGCUCUGUGGUAGAAUGCCCCUGGGUAAGAUUUAGAUGGCACAAAGGCCUACUGCUGGGUAACAGCAGAGACAGUUAAAGCCCUAAGAGUGCCCCAAUACACAUGCCCUGGUGUGCCCAGGGCACCAUCUCGAGGUCCUGCUCCGAAUCCGUUUGCACUUUUAACCUCCAUGUUUUCUCUACCACAGGAUUUUCACCCUUCAGGGGCAACUCUUUCAUCUUUGGGGAUUCUCAAAUCCCCAGGAGGAUUUGCAUUCAACUUUUGUUAUUGGCCAGACCUGCUUUCAUGUUUUCAAACAAAUGGUUAUGCUUUGAGGGAGAUGGAUAAUUGCUGUGUGAAUGCAUAAUGCAGGAGCCUUUUCCUCGCUGAGAAGAGCGCGGCAGAACUCGUGGGAAGGCAGACGGAAGGACUGGGCAACGCAGCAGGCCAGCUGACGUGGGAUUUGGGAAAGGGUUAAAAAGGAUGUCUGUAAAUGAGGUGGCGCCUCAGAAGUAGCCUCCUACAGAUAUCAGAGGUGAUAGGAGAACUGGAAGUAAAGAUUAGCUAUUUAAGCAAAUAAUUAGGACACAAUUAAGGCCAAUUUGGCCUCUUGCUGAGGGUAAAUUAGACUUUCAGAGAAACAGGCCAAUUAUCCUCAGUAAGAAGGGUGAAGGAUCCUUUACCAUCUUUUGAAUUUGGUCCGUUCUAGCUUGUCCCCCGCAGAAACACUGGCCGAACCAAGCCCUGUGUAACACCAGAAUCACUGGUCAAACCACUCUCAUUGGCGGCUUUAAUUCUGGAACAAGUCACAUAUUAAUAAAACAUGAAAGCAGCAAGCCUCCAUGAAUGCAAUGCAAUUCAUUGUUGGUGUUUCUCAUGCCUAAUACCCUUAAGAGAAGAUGCUGAUUCUUAAGACAUGCUAAAGAAAUAUCCGUGCGUCAGAAGCCACUGCUGGCAGGAGCUUCCUGUUAGGCAGGCGCACACAUGGCUGAGCACCCUCAGGCCGAGGACCCCACAAACCAGCAACAUAUGUCUACACUGAGCUAUUGCCAAGAGGCAGCGGGACCUGGCCCAGCUUCGGAAGGCCUAUGGUAGGGUGAGGCCGGUGGAAACUCUGCUCACGCACAGAAACAAAGCGCUGAGAGACAGUAAAGAUAGGUUUCCGAAUGACCUCUGAAAGUAUGAAAUACCCUAAAGAACUUGUGAGUAGGUACUAUACCUAUAGAUGCAAUAUAGACCA
Molecule: messenger RNA, 2352 nt
Organism: Octodon degus (degu)
Lineage: Eukaryota; Metazoa; Chordata; Mammalia; Rodentia; Octodontidae
Gene: Apobec2
Product: apolipoprotein B mRNA editing enzyme catalytic subunit 2
Exons: 2
Coding region: 149-838 (229 amino acids)
Biological process (GO): cytidine to uridine editing
Cellular component (GO): cytoplasm; nucleus
Molecular function (GO): cytidine deaminase activity; RNA binding
Source: RefSeq, a predicted model, not a curated record